CGUGACGAUCACUCUAACAGCAAUCCAAACAUAACCACCCGCCCAAAACCAGAGGACGAAAACGGGACAUUCUACAAGCAAUUCAUAAUAGCAUGGGGCGAGCCACAAGCCAGUAUUCUCGAACGGGGCGAACUCCUCACACUCUCUCUCUCCAAAAUAUCCGGAUCCGGUUUCCAAUCCCGAAAAGAAUUACUAUUCGGUAAAAUUGACAUGCAAAUCAAGCUCGUUCCCGGAAACUCCGCAGGCACAAUCACAACUUAUUACCUAUCGUCGCACGGCGAUCAACACGACGAAGUCGAUUUUGAGUUUCUCGGGAAUUCGAGUGGAAAUCCGUAUACCGUCCACACAAAUGUUUUCGCCCAAGGAAAGGGUGAUAGAGAGCAACAAUUCUUCCUAUGGUUUGAUCCAACUCAAGAUUUUCAUACUUACUCCAUUCUUUGGAACCCUAAAUCCAUUGUUUGGUACGUGGACAAUGUACCGAUAAGGGAAUACAAGAACGCGGAGAGAUUAGGCGUACCGUUUCCGAAAAAUCAGCCGAUGAGAAUAUUCUCGAGUUUGUGGAACGCCGAUGCGUGGGCUACUCAGCAUGGCAGAGUGAAAACGAAUUGGACGUUAGCACCUUUUGUGGCUUCGUAUAGAAAUUAUUCGGUGGACGCGUGUUUUUGGUCGAGAUUUACGAGGAGUUCGUCUUGUAGCGAUUCCGAUUUCACGACGAAAAACGUGCUGAAAAUGGAGUUGGAUAGGAGGAGUAGGGCUAGGAUGAAGAAGGUGCAGAAGGAUCAUAUGGUGUAUGAUUAUUGUACGGACAAAUGGAGGUUUCCUAAGGGACCUGGUCCUGAAUGCAAGAUUAAUUAAUUAAUUAGUCA
This is a messenger RNA of Erythranthe guttata (spotted monkey flower), 866 nucleotides long. RefSeq names its product xyloglucan endotransglucosylase protein 7. Gene Ontology annotation, molecular function: hydrolase activity, hydrolyzing O-glycosyl compounds; xyloglucan:xyloglucosyl transferase activity. Gene Ontology annotation, cellular component: apoplast; cell wall. The record is from RefSeq and is a predicted model, not a curated record. Lineage: Eukaryota; Viridiplantae; Streptophyta; Magnoliopsida; Lamiales; Phrymaceae. Gene Ontology annotation, biological process: xyloglucan metabolic process; cell wall biogenesis.